Messenger RNA from Hemiscyllium ocellatum (epaulette shark), 1359 nucleotides. RefSeq names its product tektin 1 (gene tekt1). NCBI's taxonomy places the organism in Eukaryota, Metazoa, Chordata, Chondrichthyes, Orectolobiformes, Hemiscylliidae. The record is from RefSeq and is a predicted model, not a curated record. Bases 1 to 1209 code for a protein of 402 amino acids. The transcript has 7 exons. Gene Ontology annotation, biological process: cilium movement involved in cell motility; cilium assembly. Gene Ontology annotation, cellular component: microtubule cytoskeleton; nucleus.
AUGGCCAAACUGGUCCAGUCCAGAACCAAGUUUCUGCCCCAGGAGUGGCAUCUCUCCAACAAGAGUCGCUACAAUGACGCUGAGGUGCAGCGUUCCCGUUCUGAGCGCCUGGUCUUAGAGAGCGAGAGGCUGGUGGGAGAGAUCGAAAACAGUACCAGGAAAACCCAGCGAGAUGUAAACAAGAAACUCGAUCAGAGGAUUGAAGAGGUCACUUACUGGGAGAAGGAACUGAACACCAAACUCGAGGAGCUGACAGAUGAGACCGAACUCUUACUGGGACAGAAGACCCGCCUGGAGAAAGCCCUAGACAGUUACUAUUCUGUUCUCUGCAUCGUUCAGCAGUGUCUGCUCAACCGAGAGCAACGAGUUGGGAUUGAUUUGGUCCAUGAUGAAGUGGAGAGGGAGCUGCUGAAAGAGGUGGAGGUGAUCAAGGGGAUCAUGGCUUUACUGAAACGCACCAUCAAUCAAACAGAGGAGCAGCUCAGGUUAAAUCGUUCUGCUAAGUUUUAUCUGGAGAAAGAUUUGAAAGACAAGUCUGUCGCUCUGAAAGUGGACAAAUUCACGGGCAGCCUGACAAACAACUCCCCGAACAUCGAGUACUCACCUAACGUGGUCAGGAUCGAGGGAAACUCGGUCACACCACAGGAGUGGCAGGAUUUCACCGACACAAAUAUUGUAAAUGCUGACAAACAGAAAAACAAUUCCACGGCUAUGCGUUCCCUGAUCGAUGACAUCUUAGCACAAACUACAGACGAUGUGCAGAAACAAGUGGAGGCUGUGAACCGUGCCUUUAAAUUCCGCAUUCAGGAAACAAGAGAUUCCAAGUGCAAACUGGAAAAACAUUUGAGUAAGGUGCUGGAUGAGAUUGCCUCGCAGGAGAAGAACAUUGAGCUGCUGAAGAAGGCCAUCAUGGAUGAGGAAGGGCCCAUGAUGGUGGCGCAGACACGGUUGGACACACGGACUAAACGGCCAAACGUGGAGCUGGUCCGGGACCCGGCACAGUACCGGCUGCUCUCUGAGGUGAAAGAGAUCACCGAGAACGUUACCAGGCUCCGGGAGACUCUGGCCCAGGCUGAGGCUGAGUUACAGGGACUGAGACGGAACCAGCUCGCCUUGGAGGAAGAGAUCGAGAUCAAGACCAACAGCUUGUACAUCGAUGAUGUCCAGUGUAUGAACCUGAGGAACUCCAUUUCUAUCAAUCACUUCUAACGUGACAGGAGCACACAUCUCUGUGAGACUGUCAGAGAGAAACCGAACUGAGUGUACCAUAAAGAACAUUUUAUAAUUGUCAAGUUGCCCUUUCGUUGUAUUUCUUUACCUUUAGUUUCCCCAUCCUAGUGUAACUAUAUAUAAUUGUCA